AUUUUAGAAGAUUGUGAAACAUAUAUUUUUUCGAAUAAGAAAAAACUUCAUAAAAAUCUCUCCUUUUUCUUUGUUCGUCAACGAAAGGAUUCUCCUCCAUCUCGAUUAGGAUCAGAUCAGCACAGCACUGUCACUUCUUAGUUCGCUGAGCUCUCUGUCUGAUGACCCAAAUCCUCCCGUGAAGCAGGCUCACCUCAAUCCUCAACAAUGGCGAGAGCCCUUUUCCUCAGACGUUCCCAGCUCCAUGCCCACCUCAAGGUCCUGUCCUCUACAGCCAAUCCCAUUAGACCCGAUCCGGCCCGCCAGUUCUGCUCCUCCGAGCCCAGUGCGCCGCCGCUGCCGCCUCAUCCUCCUCCUCCUCCUCCGGAGUUCCGCAAGUACUUGGGGUACACGGCCCUUGUUCUCUUCUGCGGGGCUGCCACCUACUACUCCUUUCCCUUCCCGGAGAAUGCCAAGCACAAGAAAGCCCAAAUCUUUCGAUACGCCCCCUUGCCCGAGGACCUCCAUACCGUCUCGAACUGGAGCGGCACCCACGAGGUCCAGACCCGGGUCUUCCACCAGCCCGAGACCUUGGAGGAGCUGGAGAAGAUCGUCAAGGAAGCUCACGAGAGCAAGUCCCGGAUCCGUCCCGUCGGCUCGGGGCUGUCCCCGAACGGUAUUGGACUCUCGAGGAUUGGGAUGGUAAACUUGGCCCUCAUGGACCGCGUCCUGGAGGUGGAUAAGGAGAAGAAGACGGUCAGGGUCGAAGCGGGGAUUCGUGUCCAGCAGCUCGUGGAUGCGAUCAAGGAUUAUGGGCUCACUCUGCAGAAUUUCGCUUCCAUCAGGGAGCAGCAGAUUGGUGGCAUUGUUCAGGUUGGUGCACAUGGUACUGGUGCCAGAUUGCCUCCGAUCGAUGAGCAGGUCAUCAGCAUGAAAUUAGUCACCCCUGCAAAGGGCACAAUAGAGCUUUCAAAAGAGAAGGACCCGGAGCUCUUUUACCUUGCUCGAUGUGGUAUUGGGGGCCUUGGAGUGGUUGCAGAAGUGACCCUUCAGUGUGUGGAUACACAAGAGCUCGUGGAGCAUACCUCGGUUUCAACAUUGAAAGAGAUCAAGAAAAAUCAUAAGAAAUUGUUGUCUGAGAAUAAGCACGUGAAGUACCUCUACAUUCCGUAUACUGACACUGUCGUGGUUGUGAAGUGUAAUCCCGUCUCGAAAUGGAAAGGGCCACCCAAGUUUAAACCAAAGUACACUGCAGAUGAAGCUCUGCAACAUGUUCGAGACCUCUAUGAGGAGUCUCUCAAGAAGUAUCAACCGGAACAAGCAGCAUCUAAAUCUCCAGAUGAACCAGACAUAAAAGAGUUCUCGUUCACAGAGCUGAGAGACAAACUGCUUGCUCUCGAUCCUCUCAAUAAAGAGCAUGUCAGAAAAGUCAAUCAAGCUGAGGCCGAGUUCUGGAAGAAAUCAGAGGGAUACAGAGUGGGCUGGAGUGAUGAAAUUCUGGGCUUCGAUUGUGGUGGGCAGCAAUGGGUGUCAGAGACGUGUUUCCCUGCAGGAACUCUUGCAAAGCCGAGCAUGAAGGACCUCGAAUACAUAGAAGAUCUGAAGAAGCUCAUAGAAAAGGAGAAUAUUCCUGCACCUGCCCCAAUUGAGCAGCGGUGGACCACUCGGAGCAGGAGCCCCAUGAGUCCUGCGUCAAGUCCAAAUGAGGAUGAUAUAUACUCUUGGGUUGGUAUAAUUAUGUACCUCCCGACUACUGACCCUCGCCAGAGGAAGGAAAUAACAGAAGACUUCUUUCACUACAGGCAUUUGACUAUGUCACGGCUGUGGGAUCGUUAUUCUGCAUUUGAGCACUGGGCUAAGAUUGAGGUCCCAAAGGACAAAGAAGAGCUCGUAGCUUUGCAAGAGCGACUAAGGAAGCGUUUCCCAGUGGAUGCGUAUAACAAAGCGCGGAAUGAACUGGAUCCCAACAAGAUCCUCUCAAAUAACAAGCUCAAGAAGCUGUUUCCAUCAUCGAGUUCUGUCUGAAGAAGGGCCUUACUUUGGUUAGUCAUUGAUUCGUGCUUUUUUAAUGUCCAUUUUCAUUCUUCUUAGUCUUUGAUGCUUUACCUCAUAAAUAAGUUGGUGGAUUGUAAAUUAAGGGUUACUCUUCCAUGAUAUUUAAUUGCAGAGAUGUAGUUUGGUCAUUUAGAGAAUGGAAAACGGUGGUCGUGCGGUAUUUAAGAAUAAAA
Messenger RNA from Punica granatum (pomegranate), 2207 nucleotides. NCBI's taxonomy places the organism in Eukaryota, Viridiplantae, Streptophyta, Magnoliopsida, Myrtales, Lythraceae. The record is from RefSeq and is a predicted model, not a curated record.